Abrus precatorius (Indian licorice) is the source of this 1712-nucleotide messenger RNA. RefSeq names its product SH3 domain-containing protein 3. Gene Ontology annotation, molecular function: protein binding. NCBI's taxonomy places the organism in Eukaryota, Viridiplantae, Streptophyta, Magnoliopsida, Fabales, Fabaceae. The coding region runs from base 153 to 1199 and encodes 348 amino acids. The record is from RefSeq and is a predicted model, not a curated record. The transcript is spliced from 10 exons.
AAAAGAAAAAGAAAAAACAGGGAGAGAAGGUGAAAAGAGCUGCAUAAUAUUAUACUAGUUGGGAACCUUUGACAAGGGCUCUUAGAUAACAUUGGAUCUGAUUUGGUACUUUCGGUGUUGUUUGAGAAUUGAGGAAUAGAAAGCAGAAGCGCAUGGACGCUUUGAGGAAACAAGCCAGCAAGCUCAGAGAGCAAGUUGCCAAACAACAGCAGGCUGUGAUAAAGCAGUUCAGCAGUAGUGGUUAUGAGAGCUCGGAUGUUGUUGUCAUUGAUGAAGUUGAAAUGCAGAGACAUCAGCAGCUAGAAAAGCUCUACAGGGCCACCCGUGCAGGCAAGGACUUCCAAAAAGAAAUUGUUAAAGCAGCAGAAACGUUUACAGCUUUAGGUUAUAAGCAUAUUGAAACAGGAACAAAACUUUCUGAGGAUUGCUGUAGAUAUGGAGUAGAGAACAACGGUGACAACAUGUUGGCUAAGGCUGCAUCAGUAUAUGGUGAUGCUCGCAAACAUGUAGAAAAGGAGCAUGAAGAAUUAAACCGGCUUUUAUCUUCCCAGGUAUUGGAUCCUUUGAGACAAAUGAUCAACGGUGCACCUUUGGAGGAUGCUCGUCAUCUUGGCCAACGGUAUAGUAGGAUGAGACAAGAAGCAGAGACACAGAGGGAGGAGAUUUCUAGAAGACAAAUACGGGUUCGGGAAUCUCCAACUGCUGAACAGGUUGCCAAACUGCAUGCUGCAGAAGCAAAGAUGCAGGAGCUGAAAGCAAACAUGGCAGUUCUGGGUAAAGAAGCUGCAGCUGCGUUGGCUGCUGUUGAAGCACAACAGCAGAGACUUACUUUUCAAAGGCUUGUUUCCAUGGUAGAAGGAGAAAAGAUUUUUCAUUUAAGAGUUGCAGCUAUUCUUGGUGAAAUUGAAGCUGAGAUGGUCUCAGAUAGACAGAAGAAAGAAUCUGCCCCUCCAAUGGUUAUAUCUGAGAAUGGCUCGGAGAAAACAAUGUACUUCUUGGCUGAAGCAGUGCAUCCCUUCAGUGCUGAAUCAGAUAAGGAACUGAGCUUUUCUAAAGGUGACUUUGUUGUUGUGAGAAAGGUGAGCUCAACAGGAUGGGCUGAAGGAGAAUGCAAUGGUAAAGCAGGAUGGUUUCCUUCAGCAUAUGUGGAGAAAAGACAAAGAAUCCCCUCUACCAAUUUGGCUGGUGAAGUUUACUAAGUUCAACUCAUUCUUUGCUUUGUUUCCCAUAUUUGGUUUUGCACUGCAUUGUUCAAAGAGGAUGAACAAAAGGGGUGGAGAGGAUUGUGGUAUUAAUGGAAGUGUUGCCUCAUAUCACCAAAUGAAGAGGAAAAAAAAGGGUUGUUAAGCAGUGGGGUAAUAUACAUGUAGUGUGUUCUUUCUUAAGGGUGCCACUUGACACGAGCUUUGCAGACAGUUUUUCUAUUUUUUACUUUGGAUCACAGACACGAGUUUACUUUUAUCUUUUGUAUUGUAAUUAAUUGGAAAACACGUGUCUUUGUUGAUGAUCAUUUAAUGUAUUUUAUGGAAGAAUGAUAAGAUUUGGAUUUGUACAACUACAAUCCCAAGGUAAUGGAGGGGUCAUUUAUCCUAAAGUGUCACCCCAACAUCUUUUGGGGGCUGCUUAAUCCUAGUGUCAAGCCAUUAAGGUGAUGUUAUGAAUUUAUGACAAUUAAGUUUUAAAAAUGUCCAACUCAGAAUAAGUGUUUUAGU